This is a messenger RNA of Xiphophorus hellerii (green swordtail), 10633 nucleotides long. RefSeq names its product sema domain, transmembrane domain (TM), and cytoplasmic domain, (semaphorin) 6Bb (gene sema6bb). Gene Ontology annotation, biological process: neural crest cell migration; axon guidance; positive regulation of cell migration. Bases 1 to 2613 code for a protein of 870 amino acids. The record is from RefSeq and is a predicted model, not a curated record. Gene Ontology annotation, cellular component: plasma membrane. Gene Ontology annotation, molecular function: semaphorin receptor binding; chemorepellent activity. The transcript is spliced from 16 exons. NCBI's taxonomy places the organism in Eukaryota, Metazoa, Chordata, Actinopteri, Cyprinodontiformes, Poeciliidae.
AUGGCGGCAGGGAUCUCUCACUCCUUGUUCCUGAUGUGUUGGAUCCUCCGAACAGCCAGCCUGGCAUUCCCAGAGGAACCCGGACCCCUGAACUUCAUCCCCACUGAAGUGGUAAGAAGAUACCCCGUGUUUCUGGGUCGACCGCACCAAACAUGGCUCAGACAAGAGCCUCUGCAUAUCCAGAGGAUCAUUCAGGUCAACCGGACUCUCUACAUCGGUGCCAGGGAUGAUCUUUUCCGGGUGGAGAUGGACAACAGUGCUGGGGAUGAGAUGUUUUACAGCAAAAAAAGAACAUGGGAGUCGAACAAAAAUGACAUCAGGAUCUGCAGGAUGAAGGGCAAACAUGAGGAUGAAUGCCGCAACUUUAUCAAGGUGCUGCUCAGCAGACAGGGGGGCCUCUUCUUGUGUGGCACCAACGCCUUCAACCCUCUCUGUGCCAACUACACUGGCGACACUCUGGAGAUGAUGGGAGACCCAGUCAAUGGAAUGGCGAGAUGCCCUUAUGACCCCAAACACGCCAACGUUGCUCUGUUUGCUGAGGGGAAUCUGUUUACAGCUACGGUGACAGACUUCCUGGCCAUUGAUGCGGUGAUUUAUCGCAGCCUUGGGGACAGCCCCGCUCUCCGCACCAUCAAGCACGACUCCAAGUGGUUCAGAGAGCCCUACUUUGUGAGUGCUGUGGAGUGGGGACCUCACAUCUACUUCUUCUUCAGAGAAAUAGCCAUGGAGUUCAACUACUUGGAAAAGGUGGUGGUGUCGCGCGUUGCUCGCGUGUGCAAACGCGAUCAGGGUGGCUCGCAGCGCGUCCUGGAGAAGCAGUGGACGUCAUUCCUCAAGGCCCGGCUCAACUGCUCCAUUCCCGGAGAUUCUCACUUUUAUUUCAACUUGCUGCACUCCACCAGCCCCGUCAUCAGGAUGCACGGCAGGGACAUCAUCCUGGGCGUGUUCUCCACACCAGCAAACAGCAUACCGGGUUCGGCUGUGUGCGCUUUUGACAUGGAGCAGUUGGCUGCUGUGUUUGAUGGAAGGUUUAAGGAGCAGAAAUCUCCGGAGUCUAUUUGGACGCCUGUUCCAGAUGAACUCAUCCCAAAGCCAAGACCUGGUGGCUGUGCCGUUCAAGGAUCCAAGUUUAAUUCCUCCAACUCGUUCCCCGAUGAGAUGCUGAACUUCGUCAAGACGCAUCCCCUGAUGGACGAAGCGGUCCCAUCACUCGGACAAAGACCUUGGAUUGUGAGGACCAUGGUCAGGUACCAGUUGAAUAAGAUUGUGGUGGAUACAGAAGCCGGGCCAUACAGAAACCGCACCGUCCUCUUCCUUGGGUCAAGCAGAGGAACCAUCCUCAAGUUUCUCAUUAUGCCAAACCAAGACAACACGGUGACCAGCAGCAACAUCUUUCUGGAGGAACUGGAAGGAUUUAACCCUGACAAGUGUGCUGAGGACUCUAUGCAAGCCAGGCAGCUGCUGUCUCUCACUCUGGACCGGGCGAGCCACACACUGCUCCUCGCUUUUCCCUCCUGUGUGGUCAGAGUGCCGGUGGCCCGAUGCCAGCUCUAUUCCCGAUGCAUGAAGAACUGCAUCGCCUCCAGGGACCCAUACUGUGGGUGGACAAGAGGAAGCACCUGCUCCUUUCUCAGACCUGGAACCAGACUGCCAUUCGAGCAAGAUGUUGAACAUGGAAACGUGGCCCACUUGGGUGACUGCGAUGGAAUACUGUUUCAGGAGAGUUUCAUCGAGGAGCCGGAUGGCCUGGUGUCUGUAAAUCUGCUGGUGGUGUCUGCCGUUUCAGCCUUCUCCACAGGUGCCAUCCUCUCUGGUCUCACUGUCUGCUGGAUCAUGAGCCACCGCCAUAGGAACUCCCGCGGUUCUGGAGCCAACGGCGCCCGUCGCAAAAAUGAUAAAGAGCAGACCAUGAUAGGACAGGGUCGCAGCGGCUCAGUGAUGAGCGUGACCAGAACGAGCGGAGGCGAGAGACGGCGCUCGCAGCCAGAUAACCUGUUCGUGAUGCCCAACGGUUGGCCUAAAGGAGAGAUUGACCCAGGUUUACUGCCCACUCCUGAGCAGACCCCGCUACAGCAGAAACGAGUCAUGCGCCUCCCAGACACCGACUGGGACCAGAGCCAGACCUUCCUCACCUCCAUGGGAAACCCGUGCCCUGGCAACGCUGUCAUCUACCUGAGCUCCAAGUUUCUGCAUGGAGGCGGCGGAGGAGGGGGUUUGGUACGAAUAGAGGAUCCCGGCGAGGUGGUGCUGCCCCCACACUCUGAUCGCCAGCGUUACCUCAUCCUUGCCACCCAAAGGGGGGAGCAUGGAGGCAGCCGUCCCACCGGCAGCCUGAGGAACUCAGCAGGAGAGUACAUCUACCCUGCCACACCACAGGAUUCGCCAGAUCGACGUAGGGUGGUCUCUGCUCCCACCCCACAUGUGGACUACGGAGAGCCUCGUUGGAGUCAUGAGGCGCUCAACUACAACAGCAACAACGGUAUGCCCUAUUACGCCCAGCGCCAGGGUCUCAUCAGGCCAGACGUACACGGACCUCGAGGUCUGGGAGAGCUGGCUGAAUUCAGCCACCUUCUGGGGAAGAACAUGGGAGAGCACGCCCCCAGUGGCCAAUGAGGUGAAGUCAAGUGAGCGUUGAUGCUGAGCUCUCUGGAAAAAAAAAAAAAAACAUUCCUGCCAAUAGAAAACUGGAAAAUAUCCACCCCUCAGACUCGCCGUCCUGAUCCGACCUUAUCCUUUCUGUCCUCUCUCACUGUCAUUCAAUGUUCUGACGUCAUUCAGCAAACUGCAGAGAGAGGCAGAGAGAAAAGAGUUGAAAGUUGAGAUAAUUCUCAAACCAUUGAGUUUCUCUGUUCAUAACCUGUGGUGUGCCACCCACAGUUCAUAGCUCUGACACAACAAGUCUCACAGGAAGGUAAAGAGUGGGGCCAAGAAGAAAUAGGAACCUUCUUGAAAGGACAACUGAAGGAUUUAUACCUAAAACAACAACAACAAAAAACAAUAUUCCUCGCAAGGACAAAUGUGACAGGCCCCCCUUGACCACUUUGUUCAUUGAUCGGAUCUUCUUUUGGUGAAUUUUUUUGUCUCUGUUGUCUUGUGCCAGUGGCAUCCAGCAGACAACGAUGUACUUUACUUUGGAUUUCAGAUGAGACAAAACUGUUGUAGCUCUGCCAGAGGACCUUGAAAAAGACAGAAAUCAUACAUCAUGUAAGGGUGUGUGUUUGGCCACAACAAUCCCAACCAGCGUCCUGUCUUAACUGUGAAGUAUGGCUAUAUAAUGAAUUUGGUGAUAAUAUUGUUUAUACAGAAAUGAUUUUAUUGUGUGUAAUUUUAAGUGUGAUUACCAAUCAGAAGGUUAAGUGGCUGAUCAUGGCUAGUUAGGGCUGUACAGAGCCAUGGUGAAGUAAGAGAAAGCAAUAAUUAGCUAAAUGAAUGACAAUGACGAGAAAAGGACUAUCUAAUUUAAGUAUUUUUUUAUACAAGUCUUUACAACAAAGACAAGAACAGUUUCUGGCUCUCCACAUACCUGGGUCUGUCUCACCCGACCCAAAACGAGGCCUCCCUGGGAUCCGUGGUGCAUUUGAAGAAGGGGAAUGUGAGCUGUCUGGCGAUCUGACCGAGGCGGAGAUUCUCCGCCGCUUGGGAGCUCCAGUCAGUCUCUUCUGCCGACACUGAGCCUCUUUGUGCCCCGGGUGCAGGAAGAAACUGCGGCCACAAAUAACAAUUAAGAGUCAGGGAUCUGACUCACCACAGCGUAGCAGAAUAGCAAUGAGGAGAGCUACAGCUCCAUCCAGUCAGGUUUGGGCAUCUCCUGUAGAUCAACGGUCGUGGCAAAUCACUCAGUCGGCAGUACAGGGAGGACCUGGGGCCUGAAGCUGCAGCGGGGGUCAGUGUCAGGACACGGCUAACCAUCACAAUGGUCAUCCCUGGUGGCUUCGUCCCUUUUUUUUCCCCUUUCAGUGUGACUCCCAACAAAAGCUGGAUAAAGAAAACAGAUGGUCGUGCGCGCACUUGGGUGUGGAGUUUCUCUUUCACUCCGUUGUCUGAUCUUUUCAUGUUUUAUGUUUUUUUUUGUCCGCUUUCAUCCGUUCUUGAUUCAAAUGUAGAUAUGCUUAGCUUUAAUCCAUCUGGGUCAGGGUUCAGUAAAAGGUGGUAUUUAGCUCUGUUUGCGUCUGUCAGCUUGUGUAUGAGAAAGUCUCUUAGGGCUUGUUUACAUCACUGUGUUGCUCAUAUUGAGUGCAAGAAGCGGCUUUGAUCAGUUUCGCUCUCACCCCCACCCUUCUUAUCUUUUCAACCCCAUCCGCCUUACAUUUACAAAUAGGUACUAACAGUGUCACUGCUUUGUGUGGGAGCAGUGUGUGCUGUUGCAAAAUGUAGGCAAAAGGCAUCAGAUUGGGCCUAAAAUCCUGCUGUAAUAGAAGAACAAGUUGGCUCCUUUUCUUUACAUGAUUGAUAUUGUUAAUAUAACAAAGCCACGUGUGUUUUAUGAUUUACAGCUUAGUUUAAAAGGGUCUGGUAAAGUCACUGAGAUUUAAAAAAAAAAAAAACUCAAUAAUGCACACUGCCUUGCAAAAUUAUUUAUGCCCUCUGAACUUUUCCACAUUUAGUUUCAUUACAAUAGCAAAGCUUUUGGAUUUUAUUUUAUAGACCAAUAUCAAGUAGUGUGUUACUGCAAAGUGGAAGAAAAAUGUUACAUCAUUUUCAAAAUGUCUUGCAAAUAAAAAUCCACAAAAGUAGGAAAUGCAUUUGGAUUCAGUCCCAUGACUCGAUACAAGUGUUAGAAGCACCUGUUGCCUUUAUUCUUUGAGCUGUGUCUCUACCAACUUUAACAUUUUGUUCCUGUUCUUCUUUAGAAAUCUGCUCAAAUUCAGUCAGAUUGGAUAGAGAUCUUCCUACUUAUUUGGAUUUAGGAGUGGACUUUGACUGGACCAAUCUACCCCAAAGCAUUUCAUUAGAUCUCUUGCUGUAUGUUUAAAGGUUUUUUUCCCGAUGGAACCUCUGAGCUAGUCUCAUUAGCUCCAGCCAGCUUCACUGUGGAAAAGUCCUAUCUGAUUGACGUUCAGCAUUAGUUUUCCACCAAGCACACCAUGUCCUUUUACGUGGCUUAUGGCAGACUUCAAACUAAAAUAGAGGUGGACUGAAUUUUAUUUAGUGAUAUCAGAAUGAAGGGGUUAAAUAGAAGCACUCUUGUUUAUACAAACACAUGAGAAAGCCAUAUAUCCUCUUCCUUCCACUUCACAGUUUUGUGUUACUUUGUGUUUGUCAUAAAAUCCAGAAGAAAUGCACAAGAAUUUGUCUUAACAUGAUGUGAAGAAUCUCAAAGGUUAUGAACAUUUUCUGGAAACACAGAAAAUAUGUUUCAGGACUAGUUGUUCCCUCUGAUUUACUGCACAUUUGACCCAAAUGUUGAAACUCUUCUGUAAUUUAGGAAAUGUAUCAUGUUUUCAGCCACUGCUGUUUGGUAAUAUGAUGGUUCACUGAACUGAGCAAAAGAGCACCGGACCCCCAGGCUGAGUUAUAGUGGAAUUAAAAUGUAGAAAAAUAACAGCCUGGUGUAACAUGCAGAGGGACCAAAAUAGCUAGAACAAACCAUUUUAUUAGUGAGAAACCUGGUGACAGAGACAGCCUUGUGUCACUCUGCCUCCUCAUCAAUUGGUACUAUUAAUAUACCAAUUGGUAUAUUAAUAGUACCAAUCUUAUUUUGCCUCAACCUCUUUCAAUUACAUUCAUGUAAGCAUCCCAGUUUUUCCCAUGUAAUUAACCAUUGGCAUAGCCUAUCAGUUUAUUUUUGUUAGCAGUAAAGUAUUUUUUUGUGAAUAAUACGUAGUUAUGACAGAAUCCUCGCAUUUCACAUAAUGUAAUUAAAUUUUCCAGUUUUAUUUUCAGAACAUCUUAAAUCACACUAUCGACUGGUGGCGGUUUUAAUUCCUCUUCAGGCCAUUUGAUGCAGUGAAAUGAGACAUUAUGACGUCAGAUCAAAGAACAAUAACUACACACGUUAUUUAUGCUAGUAGCCAUAAUUUGUGUGAAACAUCCUGUGGCAGGUUUAAACUGAUGCAUGGCUGUUAUGAAGCCAUGGAUAAUAACCUAAAAAAAGUUUGAUAUCAAAUGACGAAAACUACAAAAAUAAAAACUCUUGAAAGGGUGAAAUGACGAGCCCCUCGCAGUCCACAAAGAGCAAAGAAAACCUAGGCCUUUAUGAAAAUAAAAUCACAUCUUUUGUUUCCUUUUAAGAGUUUCCUCUUAUUGCAUGUGUUUUAGGAACUCAUUUAGUUGCCAUGUGUUAUCUUAUGCAUACAAAACCUAAUAUUUCUUCUAAAUAUACAGACAUUGCUCUACCAUUAUUUCCUCAUUUGGAAGUAAAAAAAACUUUUCAAAAAUGUCUUACGAUUCGCCGUGUUGACUUACCUGUCAUUUUUCACAAACGGGCUGAAUAAAAACCCAUGGAUCACAAGUCAUUCAUUUAUAAUUUCAAGAAUACUAAGAAACUGACUAAAACAAAAACUGUAUUUCUUUUGUCUUCAGGAUAUUGAUAAAACAUUGUCUUCCUUUAGAACCGAUAAGCAUCCAAAUGAGGAGCAGCACCCGUCAAAUAUCUUGAUGCCCAAGAAGUCUGUUCAAAGCCUUUCUUCAGUCUCCAUAGUAACCAUCUGCUGUACUGGCCAAAAGGUGGUGGUUGCCUUCACCACUUCCCUUGUCGCUUCAUAUUUCAACUAAAACGUAAACCACAGCAUGAGGACAAUUGGAAGCAAAAAACACAUCGGUCUCUUUCUCGCUGUUAUACACAUGUAGUAUAUGCUUGCUGCUCUAAAUAAGCUAAGUUUAUUUCUCUAUUUAAAUAAAUCUGUUGUCCUAAAUACAUGGGAGUUUAUUCUUAUCUCUGUCAAUAAAUUAAGCAUAAACUCUACUUCAUAGAGCAAUGCAAGACUCUACAAAUGUAUAAGCAGUCAUUUUCAGACUCCCUGUAUAACAAAUCACAUGACAAAUGUGUGUGGCUGAUUCUCAUACUGUCUGAAAUGAUCAGUUCUCAAGAAUGGAAUGGUUUUGCUUACAUCGUAAUGGUGCUUAAUGUUAAACUCUCUGUCUAUCCAUUACACUUACCAGCUUUCUGUGAGGAAAGUCAUGAGCAGUGUAAACACAUCUUUGGUAAAAGGCAGGAAUAAUGUAACCAAUUUCAAACUAUAUCAAAAUAAAAACCCUCAAGAAGAAAUUUGCACACUGUCAAACUGGCUAAAUAAGUUUUGUAAGACAGGGUAGGCUUACCUGCUUCUUACAGUGAGAGCUUUGAAAAAUUUACUUUGAAAAUUUGAGCUUUGAAAAUAUGUUGCUGCAGAAGAGGUUAGGACCUUGUGAGGCAACAACAUGCAUUGCUGUGAGGCAUACAGCUUGGAGAUGGCUUACAGAAACAGUACUGCCAGUGUGAAACUAUGAUAAAGAAUGCUGAAAGAAAUAUACGUUCAUUAAUCCAGAACACAGACAGCAACAACAGUCUGCUUGGGAAGAAGUCCAGCUUCGGCUGUAGGAUGUGAAGUGUGGUUCUUCAACCUGUCCAAAUGCAAACCUUUUCUCAAAAUGUACUCUGGCACGAGCUGAGAGAAAGAUUUUCAUUUGAUAUACAAUGAGAAUGUGUGGAGAAAAAAAAUUACAUGAGGCAGUCCAGUUAAAAAGAUUUAUAAAAGCAAGACCAAUGCAUAGGAGGUCAGACAGGCAAAUGUGAUCUUAAUAUAUUACUCCCUCGCUACAUUAGCGCACUGUAUGCUUUACACAUUCGACCCUGAAACGGGUCAUUAGUGUCGAGGACCGCUCCACUCUGCAAACCUCAGCCUCUCAUCCUGAUCCCGUGUUCCCAUUUCUGGGUCUUUAUAUGCGCGUUUUUGAAUGUGGCCUCUUUAUCUGGGCCCGGCGUGCCCACCCAGCCGUGUCCUCACUCCGCAUCUCUUCUGGUGUUUCACUAAACAUGCUUGAUGAGGCAAAGUACACGCCAAGCCCCUCUAAUGGGUUGAUGUGCCCCCUGAGAAAGAUUGCUGCAGACAGGUUGUCUCUGAGAGGGAGCUACUCGUUCAACCAGCGCUUUCUGACCCUUUACAGACCACCAGCCACACACGCACAUGCACCCCCACACAAGUACCCCAUUUGACAAAUUGGGGAAUGUAAUUGAAUUAAAUCAGAAAUGAAACUGGAGCCCGACACAGGCCGGUUCAAAUAAAGGUAGAGCACUUCAUGAUGUUAUCUUACCGACUGCACAAUUUGAUUACUUUAGUUCAACAUUACAAGGCAGCUAAAGUAUUCAGGUAUAACCUCAUAGAGGCAAGUAUGUUUAUUAAAGCCCUCAUCCUCCCUCAUCUCUCCAUACUUCAUGUAAUUCCCAUUUCUCUUCCUUCUCUUCUAGCAGCUGCUCUUUGUGUUUUUAAGCCCCUUUGACUGGGAACCCAUUCGUAUUAUCUCCACUAAGCAAAAGCCGGGGUUUUCAUUGUGUUUUUUCAGUGUUAAAGGUCUGCAGGUUAACUUAAUGAUUCAAAAACAGAAUUUUUUUUUAGUAACACUCCCACCCUCCUUUAAUUCAUGUCAAAUCCUAAAUGCUAAGCUUGUUCUUUUGCAUGUUUAUCCAGCUUCUCGUGUGAGAAAUUGCUUUUCUUUGCCGUCACUGAUUAAGUUGGGAGUUUUUUUUCUUGGCCCAUUUUCAGUGGUUUGCAUAAGUAUUCAUACCCUUAGGACAAUUUGUCAUAAUGCACCAACUUCAAUGCAUUUUAUUUAACAGACCAUCACAAAGUAGUGCGUAAUUGCGGCUGGAAUGUGAAGGAUAUGUCCUUUUUGAAAAUCUUUACAAUUUACAUUUUCAACUGUAACUACAGCUGUAGGUUUUUUUACUUGCAACUCCUCUAGUUCUGCGAAUCUACAGGAAUGUGUUAUUUGCCCUUUCUUUCCUUCUUUAUUUCUUCCUUUUUUCCAAAAUAGGAAGAAAAGGAUCUCCACAGUUUCAUCAGUGAAACAUAGUGGUGUCUUUAUUGAUGUUUGGUGAUUAUAUGUUGGAGGUUACAUGUGCUAGUCUUUCUCCACACAGAGCUGUGGGAUAACAUUUUUAAUUCUGGACAUUUUUGCCCCUGUGGCAGUGAAAGAUUUUCCACUUUAGCUUUGGGCCAGAUUUGGUCUAAAUUAUGCUGUGUGUUUACUAUUCUGGACAUUUUUAACCAAACUCCAGUACAUCUGUAUUUUUCACUUAGAUUAAAACUUCUGAAAGCUAUUUGAAUUAAUGUGGGAGUAUUAGAAUAAAGGGGACAAAGUGAACUGGUUGCAAAUGCACAUCGAAACUUUCAGAUAUGAUUUUUUAUUUUUUUUUUUAAACCAUGUGUCAUGUCCCUUUUAGUUCACAGUUAUGCACCAAUGGAUUUGUCUAAUACUUAAAAUUCCUGGCUUGUGGUUGAAAGCUAGCAAAACGUGAAAAUCCCCAACUGGUGUGAAUACUUAUGCAAGGCAAAAUAAAGAGCUUCUGUGUUUCACAUAUGCACAAAAUUCCCAUUUACACGCUGUUAUCAUCUUGUGUUUUUGCUCUCAUUGAACACACCGUGCCGCUGUGUGUGUUGGGUUUGGGGUUUUUUCACCAUGUGGCCCUGCAAUGUGAGUCCCCAGCCGAUAACUGCCGUCUUGCCCCGUCUGCAUGUUCCUCUUCGUAUUAAAGGUUGUUCAGAGACGGGGACUAAAUUUAAGAAAGGCACGUCAUCAAGCUGCUCCCAUCCAAGCCAACGUGCAACAGGAAUAAGCACAAAAGCAAGAUUCCAGUUGACAUUUGCGUUUUUGUGAACUUAUAUGUGUUUAGUCGGCACUGAUGAUUUGUUUGCCUUUUUUUUUUUUUACUUGUUUUUCUGUGGUAGAUAUUUGAUUUAAAUCUUCUGUGGGAUGUUUCAAUUCUCUCCUGUGCCGAAUUUUUUUCAGUGAUGACAAUGAAGCUCAACCUGAUGACUAUCAUCAUUAUUUUUAUUAUUAUUAUUAUUAUUAUUAUUAUUAUGAAGCAGUACUGUGAGCACCGAAGUGUUGUGUCCUGUUUAAAUGAUGAAUUACAAGAAGAGAGGAAGUAAUUUAACUUAUAAAGACUAAUGUGGAGUCUCCUGCUACUGUGAAGGAUCCCCGUCAUCCUGUCGCCCCGACCAGAGGCUGAACUCCCACACUCCUAGUCAGCCCAAAGGCGGGGUGUUUGGGUGCAGUGGGAGCUUUGAGAUGGCUGUCAUCAGAUGGCAACACAUGUCCCUGCUAUGUGUACAUAACCUAAAUGCUUACAUGUAAUUUCAGUGCAGUAGCUGCAUGACAACACAGCCUCCGUGUGUGGGUGUGUGUGUGUGUGUGUGUGUGUACUGAAGUAGCGAUGUGUGAAUUUGUACCGUACAUGCAGGUGUGUGCGCUCGUGUCAGCAAACAAACGUGUCUCUUGUCACACAGAACGCCAAACACAUGCAUGCACCCUCUGACAGCUGCACAGCACACACACGCAGGCACAUGAAAACCGGACUCACUCCAGCAGUUGUUCACCGUCCACCACAAUGUCCCGAGCUCUGCCUGUCACUCCGCAUGGAGACUUUGCUCUGUGUUAAUUUUCUUAUUCUAAUAAACCACUCAGACAUUCUUGUCUAAGUUGUGAUCAUUGA